GCCAUCCGUUCAAAAUUGUUUUCCAGCAAUGGAGCUGAAUGUGGGUGAUGCAGAGCGAGGCUACAUUCUGGAGCUCUUGAUGACGAAGUUGAAGUACGCCACGGAGGCUGUUGUUCAUUCGGAACCGCUAAGCAGCAAAACACCAAAGGCUGGUUGUGAAACUGGUCCAGAUUCUGGCUCAGGGUCAGGAGAUCAUGGAACUGAAGAUGGGGUGAACGCAGGAGCCAAUCCUGAGCGCAAUGGUGGUUGCGAUAUCUCUGCGAACAAUGGCAAGAGGAGCGAGGAAACGUCAAUGGCUGACCGCGUUCAGAUUGUUGGGAUGAGUGCUACGCUGCCAAAUGUGGCCAUGGUUGCUAAUUGGCUGAAUGCUGCUCUCUACGAUACAAGUUUCCGUCCGGUUGAGCUUAGGGAGUACUUGAAGGUCGGCACAAACAUUUAUGAUAAGGACAUGAAUGUCGUGCGAACUCUUAGUCCCGUCAGUGAUUUUGGGAGGCUGGACCCUGAUCAUUUAUGCCAUCUGUGCUAUGAGGUUGUCAAGGAUGGCCACUCGGUACUGCUGUUUUGCCAGAGUCGAAAAGCAUGCGAAAAUACGGCUGGGUUACUGGCGAAGUUGCUUCCCCAGUUCAGUGGGCCUUCCCCGCUUCGGGCAAAGGCAAGAGCUCAUAGUGAUGGGCCCGAGGAUGGUCAGGCUGCAGUGGAACUGCUCAAAAGAACACCGGCUGGCCUCUGUGAUGUCUUAGAGAAGACACUUCCUGCAGGCGUUGCCUACCAUCAUGCGGGAUUGACGGGAGAGGAGCGAGAAGUGAUAGAGUCUUGCUUCAAGCGGGGAGUGAUCCGUGUUUUGACAGCAACCUCAACGUUGGCAGCAGGGGUCAACCUUCCAGCACGAAGAGUUAUUUUCCGGUCGCCUAGAGUUGGCAUUGGAUUUAUAGAUGGUACAAGAUAUCGCCAAAUGGCUGGACGGGCGGGCAGAGCUGGCAUCGACACAGCAGGGGAGAGUAUCAUGCUGUGUAGCCAGAAGGAAAUGAGCAGGAUUAGGCUGUUGAUGACAGAAGGAGCUGAGGCACUCCAUAGUUGCCUGAAGGAGGACUCCAUACCAAUGAAACGUGCUCUUCUUGAGGUGGUUGCAGGUGGUGUUGUGCAGACAUCUGUUGACGUGGAACGUUACGUCAGAUGCACGUUGUUGGCAGCUAGUGUGCCAGUUCAAAAGGUGGUGGCAUCGGCACAAGCAGCGUUGAAGUGGCUUUGUUUAGAGAACCUGAUUACCUGGGACACAUCCACUCGACAAUAUGUAGUGACACCCCUCGGGAAAGCUGCAUUCGGGAGUUCCAUGGCACCAGAUGAGUCAUUGACUGUUUUCAAGGACCUUGGUAAAGCUCGUCAAGCUUUUGUUCUGGCCAACGAUUUGCAUAUUCUAUAUCAGUUGACGCCUAUAAACGUUACUAUUGAACCUGAUUGGCGAGUGUUCCUGGACCGGUACAUGAAACUUGAUCCCUUGGAGGAGAAUGUUGCCACUUAUGUUGGUGUCGACAAGCGUCUUAUCCUCAAGGAGACUAGCCCCUACACCACUGAGCAGCAAGAAAAGAUGGCCGCCUUAGUCAGAGAGUAUAAGGAGAGGAAAGAGCGUGAAAAGCAAGCCAAGCUAAAGGCUAUCGCAGACGAGCAGGCGGCGAAGAUGAAGAGAUUGGAGGAGGAGAUGAAGAGGGUACAACAGGAGGAGGAAGAAAGAAGGAAGGUUGCUGAAGCAAAAGCGGCAACAGAAGAAGAGAAAGAGAGGAUGAGAAUUGAGAGUGGGGAAGGAAGUAGUGGUGGCACGAUGAAGUGGGAGACAGAUACUGCGCUGGAGAAGAAGAUCAGCGAGUGGGUCGCUAAUUUAUCGUUGGGGGAAGACGAGGAGGCGGAGUCCUAUGUGACUAAGGAUGUGAAGGCUGCGCUGGCCGCUGAGCUAGCGGCCAUGACAGACCCAAUGGAACGAAGAGAGAGGGAAGACGAGCAAAAGUUAGCAUGGAAGUUGAGAAUGAAGAUGGAGAAGAAGAGGAGGAGAGAGGAAGUGAAUAAGAUGACCGCCGCAGUGGCAAAGGUGCAGGAGUGUAGAGCGGAGGUGCUGGCCCAUCCAGAUGAUAAGGCCAAGUGGGACAAAGUACUGGGCUAUUUAGAGGUGUUGAGCAAGGCCUGGAUGGAGGAGCGCCAGGCAAGUUGGAGCCAGGAUGUAGCGUUGAGUGCCUUGCGGUCCGGGUUCAGGGAUUUUGCGCGCGAAAUCGUCACCCAUAUUGGGGGUGAAGUCAAGCAAUUGAGAGACAACCUAGGGAAGUUUUGUGAGGGCGCCAUUCAGGGCUUAGCUAAUUACUAUAGGAAGUUCGUGAGGAACUUCUUCACUAUCGCCGCCCCCUUGCGCAGACUGCUAAAGAAAGAGGCAAUCUGGCAAUGGGAUAAAGAUUGUACGUCUGCGCUCAAGAAGUUAAAGCGCGCGUUAAUAGAAUAUCCUGUCCUCAAAGUUGCAGAUCCAUCCUUGCCAUUUGUCGUUACCACGGAUGCGAGUCAGUAUGGGAUAGGCGCCGUGUUGUAUCAAGACGACGACAAUGGUUAUAGACCCGUAGAGUUCAUGUCGGCGAGGAUGCCCUGUGAGAAGGUUGCUACCUCCACGUACGAGAGAGAACUCUACGCUCUCAGGCAGGCUUUAGACCAUUGGAAGCAUUACCUGCUUGGGAAGCACUUCAAAGUCUAUUCGGACCAUGAAACCCUUAGAUGGUUGAAGACCCAGGCCAAGAUGACACCUAAGUUGACUAGGUGGGCCGCAGAGAUAGACCAAUUCGACUUUCAGCUCAAGCCAGUGAAGGGCAAGUAUAACGUGGUUGCGGAUGCUCUAAGUACGAGAUCAGACUACUUUGGAGCUGUAGUACACUAUCUGGAUAUAGGGAAAGACCUGCAGGAGAAAGUGAAGCAAGCGUAUGCGCAGGACCCUAUCUAUAGCGACCUCCUAAAGAGAGUUAGAGAGGCUCCAAAGACCGAACCAGAUUACCGCACUACAGACGGAUUGUUGUUUGAGAAGACUAAUGUGUUUGACCGCCUGUGCGUCCCCAACAACGAGGAGAUUCGUAGUCUGAUCCUAGGGGAAUGCCACGAUAUUGAGGGACACUUCGGUUGGCAAAAGACAUUAGCCAAUCUAAUGCGCGCGUAUACCUGGCUCGAAAUGAAGAAUGACUGCAUAGAGUAUGUUCGCAGUUGUAAAUUUCUGGAGGCGGCGGGGUGGAGAGGAAGAAGGGGGUCGAGAGGCACGAUCCUGGCGUUCCAUCCGUAUAAGGUGGGCGGUCUCGAGGUCCUCGAUGGUGAAUUGGGAGGGGUCGAGAGAGGAAGUGUCGAAGUCGUCAUCGGAGGUGGGUUAAGUGUUAUGGAAAAAGAGGGGGCGGGAGGGAGCGGGCGCGGACUGGUGAUGGGGGUGGAGGAGUCGAUUGUGGUGAAGCAUGCGAGAGAGGAGGUCAGCAAGGGGCAUUUCGGGUUCGUGGGCGAGGGCGGUGGCAAGAUCUUUGUGGCAUACUCGCUUGAUGCGGGAGAUGAACGCAAAGUCGGGAAUGACCGUGGUGGGGAGGUGAUGGCGGAGGGAGCGGAUGUAUUGGACGAAGCGGUCUGUGGGAUCGGUUUGGCGGAGGUGGCAGAAUUGUUCGAGGUAGUCGUCAAUGGUUUUCUGGGGGCGGACGGUGGCAGCGAGAAGUCUGGCCCAUUGGAGGAAGGAGUGUCGUGGUCCUCCAGAGGCUCGGCGGUUGCUGACUUCAGCCAUCCACCAUUUGGCGGCAUUGCCGAGGAGGCGGGAAGUGGCAAUGGGGAGCCAGUGGGCAAGGGGCAUGUGGUGGAGGUGAAAAGAGUUCUGGAGCUGGGGCAGGACACAAGGAAGGAGGCACGCCAGGAGUCCCUCCGAAUCUGCAAGCGCUUCUUUUGUUCACUCAUUCUUGCGAAGAUGGUGGAGGAAGUGCCUUUGGCAAGUGUUGCUGAGGAGUAUAAUGUACCUCGAGGGAUGGUGCAGGGUCUGCAGGAUAAUGCAGGCCGAUUUGCAGGGAUGGUUACUGUGUUCUGUGAGCGGCUUGGUUGGAGCGAUUUGGAGGCGAUCAUCUCCAAAUUCCAGAACCGAGUAUCGUUUGGUGUGAAGGGGGAGAUUGUUGAGCUUACCGAAAUCCCGUUUGUGAAGGCUUGUAGAGCACGAGCACUGUACAAGGCUGGCUAUCGGACACCUCAAGCGAUUGCGGAAGCCCCGACUGGAGAGAUUGCAAAGGUUCUUGCCGGCAUCAUAAGUGGGGGAAAUCAACGCUCCAGGGAGAGGAGUGAGGAUGCGGUCCUUCGGAUGCAGUAUGGUGUAGCACGCAAAAUAAUUGCUGGCGCACGGAAAUUGGUGUAUGAACGUGCAGAGGAGGCCCGUUUGGCUGCCUUUUCUGCCUUUGCAGCUCUGGGUAUAAAUGUGCCCCAAUUAGAGACGUCCAUCCCAGAACGUAAAGUUCUCGAUAACUGGGAUGAAAAAUCGGAGCUGAAGAAGGCAUCCUCGCCCACCGAGGGCAUACCGAAAGCCCAAAUCCCAUCUGCACAAGGAGACAAUCCACCAGCAUAUGGACAUGUGGUGGAAGCAGUGGAAAUAUUACCCCAUCAAGGUGGAGGGGAAAACAGAGUGCAUACUCCUGAUCAGAAUGCUGUGGCUGGUUGCACUUCCUCGUUGCUGCCGAAGAAGACAGUUGUCAGUGGCUGUAUGAGUUAUCAAGCUACAGUUAGGGAAGAGGCUGGCACUAGCAAGCAGCCGACUGGAGCUCUGGAGGAGAUUGGGAGAGAGAAAGGGCAAACGCGUGCUCAACUGAAUGGCAAGACACAGGGCAAGGAGGAGGCCGUGGACAAGCUACCAGUUGAUGGAGCAAUGGGGUUGCACCCGCUCGACAAUAGCUCAAACCAUAGCAGAGAGGGGUCAUCGGUUCCAGGGGUUGGGUCCAAGCUUUUUGAUGGAAAUGAGGUUAUGCGGCUGGGAGAAGCUGUGGAAUGUGAGAGGGAGAAGCAACGGCAAGAAGAACUGGAGAAAGCGAAGGAACAAUCCCUGUUGGACAAAGGCCCUAUCGAUGUCGAUAAACUAGGUCCUCUUGGGUUUGAGCAGAUUUAUGGGCAGUGGAUGCUCGUCGAUGAAUUUGCAUUUGACCUGCACAUCAAUAAGACUUCUUCCAGCUCUGGAAAAGGUUGCCCGCUCGAUGUGGAAGGAAUUGCAAUCGCCUGGAAAGACUCACCAGUAUAUUACAUUCGACUUACUAAACCAGCAAGUGGGAGAAAUUCACGACGGAAUUCAGGGGCUUUUAGGAGUGCUCAUGGCAUGAUAUCUGGCGACUCGGAAAUGCCAAAGUCACCGGCAACUGCAGGAAGGACAAAUGGGAGCCCAGGUCCACAAAGAACCCCUGAAGCUGGGUAUAUGAAGACGGAUGGAACGGUGUCUGGAGGGAGUAAGCGAAGGUCCUCGGUCUUGAAGAGACAGAAGACAAUCCUGAAAGGAAUUGAUGAGCGAUGGAAUUUGAUUAAGAGAGUUUUUGAGAAUGGCGACGUAUGUAAGGUUGGGUACAAUGUGAAGAAUCAGCUGAAGGUGUUUGCCUCUGCAUCCGUGGACCUACUCGCUGGAAUGAAUAAGCGAGGAGAUGGAGUCCUGUCGGAGUUGAAUUCGCCUCUUCAACAACGCAGUUGGCAAGGAGCGUUCAGCAAUGCCACAAGAUAUACGCUACCGUCCAUCUCCCCAGAGGAUCCCAUGGUGGAUGUCUCUGUUCUGGCGUGGGUCUUGUCGCCGGAUGAGGAGAGUGCUGAAUUCUCUGAUUUGGAAAAGCUUGUGCAAAGGAGGCUUCCACGGGAGGCGCAGGCUGUUGCUUCACGGAUGGGAAGAUGGAAUCUUCAGGUUGGGCGAGCAGCUACAAAUGGAUGCUGCAGACGUGCUGCUCAAGUGCGUGCUCUUUCCGAUGUACUCAGGAGACUUGUGCGCAUGAGCGGGCUUUAUGAUCCCUUUGCGAAGACAGAGAUGCCCCUGGUUCGUGUUCUUGCAGAUAUGGAGAGAGCUGGCAUCACCGUUGACAUGACAGCUUGUCAGCGGCAACAAGUUUGCGUGCGGAAGAGGCUGCGCUCGCUGGAAAGGAGUGCCCAUAAAUGCGCAGGCGUGUUUUUCUCUCUCUCGAGUACAGCUGAGGUGGCUGAUGUAUUGUUUAAGCGCCUGCAAUUGGCAGAGCCAUAUCCCCCAAAGAAGACGGCACAGGGGAAAAAAACCCUUCACCCGUGCACUAACCAACGUGUGCUCGAGUCUCUCAAGGGUGCACACCCGGUGGUGAGUAUCAUCCAGGAGCACCGGAGGUUGGCGAAACUCCUCUGUGGCACUCUUCGCCCGAUUGAGAUCGCUGCGACAGAAUCAAGCCGUAAUUGCCAAGGACAACUCAGCACGACCAUUUCGCCUUUCAAUCGCCGCAUCGAUCUUGCUGUUAAUGGUGCGCUGCAGCGGACAGGAGACAGUAAUGAGAAUGAAUGCCUCGAAGGUGCGAAGGGCAGCGGUCUGCAGAGUGGCCAACGUCAAUCAUUCACAAGGGGACGCGUCUAUGGAACAUUAUUGCAGACAUCAACAGCUACUGGGCGGAUAUCCAUGGAAGAUCCAAAUCUUCAGUGUGUGGAGAAAAACGGCAUAACGUUCAUGGAGGAGGAAGAAGAUAAAGAAGAGCAAAAGGAGAAGGAAGUGUCAGCGGAGGGUCGAAACGGUCCCACGUCUUCUUCAUAUGCAAAAACGGCACCAGCGACAACAACGACAGACAGUCUCAAUCGACGGCUAGUAACCGUCAAUCCGCGGGAGCUGCUAGUUCCAUCAUCAGCAAACCGCGUUCUCAUGUCGGCGGAUUACUCGCAGAUCGAGCUUCGGCUGAUGGCUCACUUUUCCGGCGAUCCGGAGCUCGUGCGCUUGCUUCGUGCGACGAGUGGCGAUAUUUUCCGGAUGAUCACUGCUCAGUGGAGAAAUAAACCAGAGGCAGAGGUGGACAGCAGAGAGAGAGAGAAAACGAAAUCGCUUGUGUAUGGUAUUCUGUACGGUCAGGGUGUUUCUACCACUGCGGAGAGGAUGGAGUGCAGUUUAGCGGAGGCAGCAGAGUGUAGCAGCCUCUUCAAGAAAGCAUUUCCGCGCGUGUCACAGUGGACGGACGAGGCGAUAGAGUCCUGCCGUCGAACCGGAUACGUCGAAACACUUAACGGGAGACGGCGCUACCUCGACAAAAUCAAUGGCCACAACCGAAAUCAGCAGGCCCAGGCAGAACGCCAAGCCGUGAACUCAAUUUGCCAGGGAUCUGCAGCAGAUAUCAUCAAGUUGGCGAUGAUUCGACUGCAUUCUCAAAUUACGGGUCAAGCCCCCCCCCCAUGUGAUGAUAUGGGCAGCUCUGAUCCUACUACCGUUGAUGGUGCCGCAAAAGCUGAUGGAUUGAGGGGCAACGUGGGGAAUGAUGACGGCAGGGACACUGACGUCAGGCCUAACCUCGCCGAUAAAUGCACUCUGUUAUUGCAGAUUCAUGAUGAGCUUCUGCUGGAGGUUGACUCCACGUUUGUCUCUCUGGUCGCAGAUGUGGUACGGAAAUGCAUGGAAACAGCGAUUGAGCUGAAAGUACCCCUGCAAGUCAAAAUAAAGGUCGGAGAAUCUUGGGGAUCACUACGUCCAUUUGAUGAGCGCACGCCGAAGAAUUAAGUGCAUCACUGCAUCAUCUAUUAAUUUCAGCCAACACCACAUGAGAGGGGGUUGACCAAAAGAUAACGGAGAGGGUUUAACAGGUGCGACUCCCUCCUCCUCCUCCUCCUCCUCCUCCUCCUCCUCCUCCUCCUUGUCGCCCCCAUGUAGAAUAAAUUGAGCAGGAGAAG
Chara braunii is the source of this 7878-nucleotide messenger RNA. Lineage: Eukaryota; Viridiplantae; Streptophyta; Charophyceae; Charales; Characeae. The record is from the annotation of a GenBank genome assembly.